Molecule: messenger RNA, 1446 nt
Organism: Kluyveromyces marxianus DMKU3-1042
Lineage: Eukaryota; Fungi; Ascomycota; Saccharomycetes; Saccharomycetales; Saccharomycetaceae
Gene: GLK1
Product: glucokinase-1
Exons: 1
Coding region: 1-1446 (481 amino acids)
Biological process (GO): glycolytic process; intracellular glucose homeostasis; glucose 6-phosphate metabolic process
Cellular component (GO): mitochondrion; cytosol
Molecular function (GO): D-glucose binding; mannokinase activity; fructokinase activity
Source: RefSeq, a predicted model, not a curated record
AUGUCAGACCCUAAAUUAACAAAAGCAGUCGAUGAGAUAUGCAAUCAAUUUGUUAUUGGCAAGUCAAAGAUUGCCCAGUUGACUCAAUAUUUCAUCGAAUGCAUGGAGAAGGGUUUAGAGCCAAUCGAGGAUGAUAUCAGUACCGACAAAGGUUUGCCUAUGAUUCCAACCUUUGUGACAGACAAGCCUACUGGACAAGAGCGUGGUACCAUUAUGCUAGCAGCUGAUUUAGGCGGUACCAAUUUCAGGGUUUGUUCUGUAGAAUUACUCGGUGACCAUGAGUUCAAGAUUGAACAAGAGAAGUCAAAAAUUCCUUCGUCCUUCUUGCAGAACGAUCCUCAUAUCACUAGCAAAGACUUGUUCCAACAUUUGGCAUUAGUCACACACCAGUUCUUAAACAAGUACCACAAGGACCAGGUUCAAAACUACAAAUGGAAGAUGGGGUUCACGUUUUCUUACCCAGUCGACCAAACCUCAUUGAAAAGUGGUAACUUGAUCAGGUGGACCAAGGGUUUCCAAAUUAGUGACACGGUCGGCAAAGAUGUCGUUCAAUUAUUCCAACAAGAGUUGAAUGACAUCGGGUUGUCAAACGUCCAUGUAGUUGCUCUAACAAAUGAUACCACAGGAACAUUGUUGGCACAUUGUUAUACGUCUAGUGAUGAAGCAAGAGCAAUUAGUGAGCCUGUUAUCGGGUGCAUUUUUGGUACAGGUACGAAUGGUUGUUACAUGGAAAAACUUGACAACAUCCACAAGCUUGAUCCCAAAAUCAGAGAAGAAUUAAAGGCGAAGGGUAAGACUCAUAUGUGCAUUAACACUGAAUGGGGUUCAUUUGAUAAUGAGCUUCGUCAUUUGCCUACAACGGAGUACGAUAUCGAAAUCGACAAAAAAUACUCAGCAAACCCGGGAUAUCAUUUGUUCGAAAAGAGAGUUAGUGGUCUAUACUUGGGGGAAUUGUUGAGAAAUAUUUUAUUAGACAUGGAAAAGAAAUCAUUAAUUGAUCUGAAGGAUUCUAAGCUCAGCAAAGAACCAUUCUCUUUGACUACAGAAACCCUUUCUGACAUUGAAGUGGACACGUUUGAAGACGGUUUACCUACGACUAAGGAUGCUCUUUCUAAAGCAAUUAACUGGGAUACAACUUUCGAACAACGUGUAGUUGUCCAGAAAAUUGUGAGAGCAAUCUCCAGAAGAGCGGCAUACUUGUCUGCUGUUCCAAUUGCCGCCAUUUUGAUCAAGACAAAUGCUUUAAAUAAAGCUUACCAUUCACAAGUGGAAGUCGGUUGCGACGGCAGUGUUGUCGAGUAUUACCCAGGGUUCAGAUCCAUGAUGAGACAUGCAUUAGCGCUAUCUCCAAUUGGUGCAGAAGGUGAACGUGAUGUUCAUAUCCGCAUUGCGAAGGACGGUUCAGGUGUCGGUGCUGCCUUAUGUGCUUUAACAGCCGACUACUGA